Molecule: messenger RNA, 2118 nt
Organism: Podarcis raffonei (Aeolian wall lizard)
Lineage: Eukaryota; Metazoa; Chordata; Lepidosauria; Squamata; Lacertidae
Gene: SLC61A1
Product: major facilitator superfamily domain containing 5
Exons: 3
Coding region: 250-1608 (452 amino acids)
Biological process (GO): molybdate ion transport
Cellular component (GO): membrane
Molecular function (GO): molybdate ion transmembrane transporter activity
Source: RefSeq, a predicted model, not a curated record
AGCGCGGCGGCUCCGGAAGCGGAAGCGAGGCGUCGGGCAUGCAGCCUGAGCUCCCCCAGGCGGAGAGAAGGGGACUGAGGGGAGGGGAGCCGGAGAGAGACCCAUGCAGAAUGGCAAUGGCACCCGCCUGAGAGCUGCCAGAACUUACCUGGGAGGUGCUGGAACCCACCUGAGAGGUGCUGGAACUGAGUUCUGGUGUGUUGGGAGCAGGUAUUGGGAGAUGCGCUGCACAUGAUGAUUUAGAACACCAUGCUGGUCACUGCCUAUGUUGCUUUUGCUUUCCUCCUGCUGAUAUGCAUUGGCUUGGAGUUCUCCGCCUGCCGUUCCAAGAUCACCGGCAGGUCUUGCUCCAACCCAGCCUUCCUGCGGUUCCAGCUAGACUAUUACCAGGUCUACUUUUUGGCCCUUGCUGCUGAUUGGCUGCAGGGACCUUAUCUCUAUAAACUGUACCAGCACUACCACUUCUUGGAGGCUCAGAUCACCAUCAUCUACGUCUGUGGCUUUGCCUCCAGCGUGCUGUUUGGGCUGGUCUCCAGCUCCUUGGUUGACCGCCUGGGCCGUAAGAAAUCCUGCAUCCUCUUCUCCUUGACUUAUUCCGUCUGCUGCCUCACAAAGCUCUCCUGGGAUUAUUUUGUGCUCAUUGUGGGAAGGAUAUUAGGGGGGCUGUCCACUGCCCUGCUCUUCUCCGCCUUCGAGGCGUGGUACGUCCAUGAGCACGUGGAACGCCACGACUUCCCUGCUGAGUGGAUCCCCGCUACCUUCUCCAAGGCGGCUUUUUGGAAUGGCAUCAUCGCUAUCGGAGCCGGCGUGGUAGCCAACGUCUUUGCCGAAUGGCUGGGGCUGGGCCCGGUGGCCCCUUUCAUGGUCUCCAUCCCCUUUCUCAUGCUGGCAGGUGUCCUGGCGAUGAAGAACUGGGACGAAAAUUAUGGCAAGAAGAGGGCUCUCUCCAGGACUUGCACUGAUGCCUUGAAGUGCCUCCUCUCAGACCGCCGGGUCUUGCUUUUGGGUACCAUCCAGGCUUUGUUUGAGAGUGUCAUCUACAUCUUCAUCUUCCUUUGGACUCCCGUCUUGGAUCCCCACAACCCACCCCUGGGCAUCGUCUUCUCUAGUUUCAUGGCGGCCAGCAUGGCAGGCUCAUCGCUCUACCGCGUCGCAACCUCCAAGAAAUACCACCUGCAGCCCAUGCACAUCCUUUCCCUCUCGGUCCUGAUGGUCUUCUUCUCCCUCUUCAUGCUGACUUUCUCUACCAACCCUGGGCAGGAGAACCCUUCCGAGUCCUUCUUGGCCUUCCUGCUCAUUGAGCUGUCUUGCGGGCUCUACUUCCCUUCCAUGGGUUUUCUGCGGCAGAAGGUGAUCCCUGAGAAGGACCAGGCAGGUGUCAUGCACUGGUUCCGCGUCCCGCUCAACCUGCUGGCCUGCCUCGGCCUGCUGAUCCUCCACGACAGCGACUACAAAACAGGCACCAGGAACAUGUUCACCAUCUGCUCUGUCAUGAUGGUGAUGGCCCUCCUGGCCGUCGUGAGCCUCUUCACGGUGGUCCGUAACAACGCAGAGCUCAGGUUGCCCAGUCCGCCUGGUCAAAGCGAGGUCUCUUCUCCUGAGCUCUGAUACGUGAUGAUUUUUCUUCGGGGGAAGUUGCUCUGGAGUUGGCCAGUCGCCUGUUGCACAUCACAGUGCUGGUACUGUAUAUAGGUAAGGACUUUGCAGAGAGAACACAAGAGUCUCUUCUGAGUCUUGUGUGUCCUUUUCCCCCGCAUGGGAGAAUCUUUUCUAUGCCUUUUUCAAUAAGGAUUGAUCCCUAUCGGACUUGAUCUGUGGCAAGCAUAGCUUUCUUUUCUGCAUCGUGGAGUUUUUGAUUCCUGAGGCAUCUUGACUUCUGCUACCAAAAUUUGUGUGAGGGUGUGGGGAGUGCUUCUUACCACUUCAUCCUGGAUAGAUUGUGAGAUUGUGGAAAGUAAUGGGUUAAAAGGACACAGCCCUCUAUUAUUAUUUUUUUAAUGAGCAGUGAGGUUGAUAGACUGACCAUCCAUUAUCAGUAUUGAACUUGUUCACAAUGUCAGCCAAAUUCCAUGUUGUCAACCCUCUGCUUUUGGAAAAGAAUAAAAUACAUAAAGCUUC